AUCAUAAACUCGAUCGAUCAGCUAGCUAUCGUUCGGACGAUCUGUCUUCGGCGUUCCCAAACCUUCAGCCGAUUAGUUCAGGCAGCUAUCAUACACGACAAAGAUAUGGCUUCUCUUCUGUCAAGCCCGCCGUUGCUAAUUUGUCUCCUACUGGCGGCCACCGUGGCAACGGCCAUGACCACGACCCCGCAGCUGGAUGCCACUGUCGGCGGCGGCGGAGGAGAGAACCCGACGGCGGGGUUCGUGAAGGUGGACCUCACCGCCGGCAGCUUUAAGGUGCAGAGCCCCUACAAUGUGCCGGAGAGCCAGCGGUAUAGCUACCGUAACGACGUCCGACAGUUCUGGGUGCUCGACACCGACAAGCCCUUCAACACUGUCACCCACACCAACCCACGCACCGAAAUCAUGAUCGAGGGCCACGACUACUCAAAAGGGGUGUGGCAAUUCGAGGGCUAUGGUUACGUCCCUUCCGGCACGUCGGGUGCGUCGGUGAUGCAAAUACACUGCGAGGAAGGCGCGGCGCACGCGACGGUCCUGAUGUUGCACGUCUACGAUGGCGUGCUCCGGUUCUACGACGGGCAGGUUGUGGAGAAGGACAUCUACGACCGGUGGUUCCGGCUCAACGUCGUGCAUGACACCGACAGGUCUACCGUCACCGUCUACGUUGACGGGCAGCGAAGAUACGCCACCGGUGUGAUACCCAGCCGCUCGUACUACUUCAAGUUCGGGGUCUACAUGCAGCACCAUGAUUGGUCACCGUGCAUGGAGUCGCGCUGGACUAACGUUACCAUCUACACGAAGCCUUAGUUGCCUUAAUGUUUGUGUACAUAUAUACAUCCAUGGGCGCAUAUCGUAUACAUAUUCUUCUUCUUUUUUUGCUAUGACACCACAUACAUAUUUGUACGGCCACAUUGUAAAUUUAUUUAUGUAAUGUAAUUAUACCGAGAGCCA
This is a messenger RNA of Brachypodium distachyon (stiff brome), 951 nucleotides long. Its product is annotated as citrate-binding protein. Lineage: Eukaryota; Viridiplantae; Streptophyta; Magnoliopsida; Poales; Poaceae. Bases 106 to 807 code for a protein of 233 amino acids. The transcript has 2 exons. The record is from RefSeq and is a predicted model, not a curated record.